Aegilops tauschii subsp. strangulata is the source of this 435-nucleotide messenger RNA. NCBI's taxonomy places the organism in Eukaryota, Viridiplantae, Streptophyta, Magnoliopsida, Poales, Poaceae. The record is from RefSeq and is a predicted model, not a curated record.
AUGUCGCCGAGCCGCCGUGGAUCGUCUGGCUACCGCGGCGUCCGCGAGCGCCCGGCGGCACCUACUACGCCGAGAUCCGGUCCGGCGACGUCCGGCUCGGCCUCGGCGCAGAACGUCGCCCUCCGCCUCGUCUUAUCACGGACCAGGACCGUGCGGAGCACCGUCGGCGGCAGCGCCGACGAGCGAGCCAUGGCGGAGUGGCGCCGGCGCCACCCGGAGGACGUCUGGGCGGAGAACGCCUCCUGGGCGGAAAGGACGGCAAAGCGCCGCGCGGAGCGGUUGGAGAGGCGUCGGCGGAAGGCCCUGGCGAUAUCGCAGUGCGAUAUCGUUGAGGUAGGUGGGGUGUCGAUCUUUGGGGAUAAUGAUCCUCGUUGGGAGGACAUGUGGAUCGAUACCUCGGACAACACCAGUCCGGACGAGGACGACUCGGAGUAG